AUAAAAUUUCAGGUCAAUUGAGGACCGUUAUAAGGCUGUUUCUGAGACUGCACAGACCAGAUCCAUAAUUGGGCUUGGAAUCUCAUGCUAUCGAGCAAAGCCUAGCAGUUUCGUCUCUAAACAACACCCCAGGGAUUCCGCAGAACAAAAGCAUGAUAGCGGAGAAGACGAAAUGGCUAAUGGUCACAAUCCGCAGCUAACGCUAACCGGUUCCUGCACUGGUGCUAAAGUGGUGGCAGAAUAUGGUGAGAUGCAAGGUGAAGACACAGUCAUGGAAGACGCAAUGCAAUAUGGCAGCACGAUCGGUGGCGGUGCAAGGAAAGGUGGUUCAGCAGAGAGCGAGAGUGCGAGCUCGCGUCCUGAGCGCGAACUGUGUACGGAAUACACCGUGCAGACGUUCAGCAUUACCGUGCUCUGUUCGGAAAGUUACGUCGUCGAACCUGCCGCGCUGCAGUUCCUUGUGUCUCACGGGUUUGAUUUCAACAAGCAGUACACAACCGGCGUUCCCUACUACAGGGGUAAUGAUAAGCGUGACGACGACGACGAGGCGUGCCUGCUGCGGCGCGUCGUCACCGAGCUCGUCGCCUGCCGGCGCGUCGUCGCGCUCCACAACGGCUUCAUCGACCUCGUGUUCACCUACGCGAACCUGUACGCCCGCGCUGCCCGCCCGACCCUCGCCACGUUCCCUCGCCGACCCUCUCGCAGAUGUUCGCCGGCGCGGCGUGUUCGACACGAGCACAUAGCGGAGUUCGGCGCGCGCCUGCCCGCCUCCUAUCUGGAGUACGUCUACCGCAAGUGCCAAAGAGACAAUUUUGCUGAGGCUCAGGGGUCUAAACGACAUAUAGGCAUUCACUUUCUUGACUACCGUGACUGCGCUGGUUUUGUUGACUACAGACCUUGUGGGCUAGACAUGGGAGACCACACUGGAAGUCCUUUCUGCAAGCGUUAUGGUGCACACGGCUGGUGUCCCGCGGGAACGAGCUGCGAGCUCAGCCACGACAUCGACGUCAUCCUCGACAACGAUGGCUGCACGAUCGAGCGGAAGAAGCGCAGGCGCACGCGCAAGCGAACCCACCAGCGGCAGCUGAAACACGGCGAGGCGGCGGCGGUCGUCGUCGACGCCUCGAGUCGAGAUGCGGAGGUCGUCGAUGCCUCAAGUCGAGACGCGGAGGUCGUCGACGCCUUGUGUUACGGCGAGCCCAUGGGCGAGACAGCCGGUCAGUCAGUCGGUCAGCUCGCUGACACCAACAGCGGACCGGCGAGCAUGGAUCGUUCGUCCGUUAUCGACGAGGCUGCUCGUGGUGAACACGCGUUUGUUGUCACUCGCGAUGGAGGCGAACGAAAUGGGAGCACGGGAACCGAGGAAAGUUUGCUAGAGGCAGGGGAUGCCGCCUCGGUUAGCCGUGCUGUUAAGGAUUACUCAGUGAAGCACACGGGCGGCCACAGGGCUGGCUACGACGCCUUCAUGACUGGUUUUGCUAUGGCCUACUACAUACGCAAACACGGAGAUUUGAAGUCGCCUGGCUUUGGACUUGGACGGUUCGAGAACAGGCUGUGUCUCAGUGGUAAAGACGUUGGGCUACUUAUUUCUAAAAGUACGUUUGUUAAGAAUUCCAAGUAUCACACAGAAAAGCUCGAAAGAAUAGAAAAUGCGCAAUUGAACAUUACACAUUAGCAUUUCUUUGUAUAAGAAUAGUAGUUAAUAAAAAGCUUCAGUGACUCAUUA
Priapulus caudatus is the source of this 1726-nucleotide messenger RNA. RefSeq names its product target of EGR1 protein 1-like. Gene Ontology annotation, biological process: snRNA 3'-end processing. The coding region runs from base 173 to 1675 and encodes 500 amino acids. Gene Ontology annotation, molecular function: snRNA binding; metal ion binding; 3'-5'-RNA exonuclease activity. The record is from RefSeq and is a predicted model, not a curated record. Gene Ontology annotation, cellular component: cytoplasm; Cajal body. The transcript has 4 exons. NCBI's taxonomy places the organism in Eukaryota, Metazoa, Priapulida, Priapulimorpha, Priapulimorphida, Priapulidae.